CUAUGAUGCCAUGUGCCCAAACACAAAAAACGGCACACUCACCUUCCUGGGGCUUCGUAACAUCCAUUAUUCAGUACACACCGUCCCUUAUUAAUACCUUACCCCCGGUUUGAUAAAACGCGUCGAAUCAGUAAUCACAAUCAUCACCCACCUCCGAUUUCAGAUCAAACGAUCCAAAUCUCAGCUAACCGGCCAUGGCAUCGGCGACGACGGCGUAUCUGACGGUCAUGGCUCUUUUGAUCACUGCAGUUGCAUCGGACACCCCUGCAACCGCAUACACCAACCACACUGUUGGUGGCACAGCCGGGUGGUUCUUCAACCUCUCCGCCAACUCCUCCGCCACCAAUUACUCUUCUUGGGCCGCCAAUCAAACCUUCAAUCUCGGGGACUUUCUGAUAUUCAACACGAAUACGAAUCUAACGGUGAUCCAAACCUACAACGAGACGACCUACCGAAGCUGCAGUAUCGACGAUUCAUUGGAUACCGACACGUUCCAGUACAACGGAGGGAGCAACCAGUUCAGCCAGGCAUUGGCCAUCGCCGUGCCGUUGACCAUCAAAGGUCCGAACUACUACUUCUCCGACGCCGACGACGGCGUGCAGUGCCAGAAGGGCAUGGCUUUCGAGAUCACGGUGAACCAGGGGCUCGGCCUCCCACCGAGCCUCAACCAACCUCCGCCUCCGCCCUACGUGGAGCCUCCGUCGUCGAAUGAUGCUCUAUCGCCGCCUAUCACGGUUGUCGGCAACCAGCCGAAUGGUGGUAGUGGUGCUAACGUGCGCUGGGUUGUUUUUGUUCUGUUAUACGGAGGUGCUUUUUUGUUAGUGUGAAGGUAGAAAAAGUAGACCCUGUCAUUUUGGUGAUUUGGUGGGCAACUUUAUAAUUUAAGUACAUGUGUCGGCUGGUCAGACAGGGAGAUAUAGUCAAAGUUGUUUGGAUUUGUGGGUAUGUUUGGUUGCGGAGAUAAUGUGAUAUUUCUCACGAUUGAUUUUCUUGUUUUUUUCACUAGAAGAUAUAUAUUUUUACCAGGGAAAAAAAACCAAUGGAAAUGAUAUACCUCAUGCUUAAUGGUUUUCUCAA
Molecule: messenger RNA, 1077 nt
Organism: Cornus florida
Lineage: Eukaryota; Viridiplantae; Streptophyta; Magnoliopsida; Cornales; Cornaceae
Product: early nodulin-like protein 18
Exons: 2
Coding region: 195-827 (210 amino acids)
Cellular component (GO): plasma membrane
Molecular function (GO): electron transfer activity
Source: RefSeq, a predicted model, not a curated record